Amphimedon queenslandica is the source of this 856-nucleotide messenger RNA. Its product is annotated as methylsterol monooxygenase 1-like. The transcript is spliced from 3 exons. Bases 37 to 762 code for a protein of 241 amino acids. NCBI's taxonomy places the organism in Eukaryota, Metazoa, Porifera, Demospongiae, Haplosclerida, Niphatidae. Gene Ontology annotation, molecular function: iron ion binding; oxidoreductase activity. The record is from RefSeq and is a predicted model, not a curated record. Gene Ontology annotation, biological process: lipid biosynthetic process.
AGUGCGUGGGUGUAGGAUUGUAGGUGGGGCUGAAAAAUGAUGGAGGAGAUGCUUUGGUUUGUUUUUGUGUCAAUUGGACUCCAUUUCGGCAUGGUGUGCCUCUUGUCUGGAUUUUAUGGAUUCAUUGAUCACUUUUCAUUGUUUCAAGACUCAAAAUUUCAGAAAAAGUCCGGCCAUUCUAAUCCAAAUCUAACCGACUGCGUUGUCGUCCUCUUUAAAAACAUAUUCAUAUAUGAUCUCAUUGGUUUGCCGAUAAUUUACUUAGCAUUGAAGCAAAGAGUAACAUUCACUGGUCCAUUCCCUACGUGGCCAGAAAUAUUAGUUCACAUCCCUCUUUGCGUAAUAGUAGAAGAUACCUUGUUCUAUUGGAUUCAUAGACUCUUACAUACUCCAUUCCUUUAUAAGCACCUCCACAAGAUGCAUCAUCAGUUUCAUCAACCAAUAGCUCUUUCAUUUCAAUACACGCAUCCGAUUGAAAACUUCAUGACAGCUGGGAUACCUCUCUUCGCUGGGCCGCUCCUCCUUGGCAGUCAUGUCUAUACUGUGUGGCUCUGGAUGUGUGUUAGGAUAACGGAGUCUAUGGAUGGUCAUUCUGGAUAUGAUCUCUGGUUCAUGCCGUUUAGGUACUUCCCGUUCCGUCCUGGGGCUCAAGUUCAUGAUUAUCAUCAUUCUCAUAAUGUUGGGAAUUAUGGCUCAUUCUUUACACUCUGGGAUAAACUUUGUGGCACCGAUCACUCCUUCAAAGCAUAUAAAAAGAAUUGAUGUUUAAGUUUAUUAUUAUUAUUAUUAUAGUCUAUUUUUGUGUUAAAGUAGUUGUGUACAACAGAAGAACAUUGUUUUGUGUUAUUGUAUUGUA